Annulohypoxylon truncatum is the source of this 1071-nucleotide messenger RNA. Its product is annotated as glycoside hydrolase family 18 protein. Lineage: Eukaryota; Fungi; Ascomycota; Sordariomycetes; Xylariales; Hypoxylaceae. The record is from RefSeq and is a predicted model, not a curated record. Gene Ontology annotation, biological process: carbohydrate metabolic process. Gene Ontology annotation, molecular function: chitinase activity. Gene Ontology annotation, cellular component: extracellular region. The transcript has a single exon. The coding region runs from base 1 to 1071 and encodes 356 amino acids.
AUGUUGUUCUGCAAAGUAUCCCAGUGGAUGACGAGGGUGAUGCCUCUCCUCGUGCCCAUGGUCUGCGCCAAGGAGACCGCCACAGCGGCGACCGUCAACGACCACCGCGUCGUGAUCUACUACCAGACGACGAACUUCAACGGCAGCGCGACGGAGCACGUCUCGCUGCUGCCGCUCAUCAGCGACAAGUCCAGCAUCCCCGUGACCCACGUCCUCAUCGCCGCCAUCCACCUGACCGACGACCCGGGCGUGCACCUGAACAACUACCCGCCCAACAACACGCUCUUCGACCAGGUCUGGUCCGACGCCGCCCAGCUGCAGGCCGCCGGCGUCACCGUCAUGGGCAUGCUCGGCGGCGCCGCCGCGGGCUCCUACUCGCGCCUCGACGGCGACGACGCCGACUUCGAGAAGUACUACGCGCCGCUCCACGACAUGAUCGGCACCUACAACCUGCAAGGGCUCGACCUCGACGUCGAGGAGACCAUGUCGCUCGACGGCAUCGUGCGCCUCAUCGACCGCCUGAAGGCGGACUUCGGCGACUCCUUCACCAUCUCGCUCGCGCCCGUCGCCGCGGCCCUGACCGAGGGCGGCGGCAACCUCAGCGGUUUCAGCUACUUCGACCUCGAGAAAGAGCGCGGUUCUUCGGUGUCCUUCUACAACGCGCAGUUCUACUACGGGUGGGGCGACGCGAGCAGCGCGUCGGACUACGAGUCCAUCGUCGACGACGGGUUCGCCGCGGCCAAGGUGGUGAUGGGGCUCGUCACGAACCCGGCGAACGGGGGCGGGUUCGUGGACCUCGACAGCGAGGCCCCCGUGCUCCAGGAGCUGACGGCCGAGAACCCGGCGUUCGGCGGCGUCGCCGGCUGGGAGUACUUCAACUCGCUGCCGGGCGGCGAGUCCGCGCCCAACGAGUGGGCUACCUGGAUGGCGCAACACGUGCGCUCCGCCGCCGCGACGAGCGGUCAGAAGAAGGAGAUCUCGGCCCGCGAGGCGGUGUGGAGGCGCGUGCGCAAGGCCGGGCGGAGGGUCAGGAGGGAGGCUAAGAGGGUGUAUAGGGAUUACAUCGCUUGA